Aspergillus clavatus NRRL 1 is the source of this 1938-nucleotide messenger RNA. RefSeq names its product alpha-actinin, sarcomeric (f-actin cross linking protein). Gene Ontology annotation, biological process: muscle cell development; actin cytoskeleton organization. NCBI's taxonomy places the organism in Eukaryota, Fungi, Ascomycota, Eurotiomycetes, Eurotiales, Aspergillaceae. The record is from RefSeq and is a predicted model, not a curated record. The transcript has 4 exons. Gene Ontology annotation, molecular function: actin filament binding; calcium ion binding. Gene Ontology annotation, cellular component: plasma membrane; cortical actin cytoskeleton; cell projection. Bases 1 to 1938 code for a protein of 645 amino acids.
AUGUUAACGGUUGAAAAGUCCUGGGUCAACGUACAGCAGAAAACUUUUACGAAAUGGCUCAAUGACAAAAUCAAGGUUCGAGGCAUCUUGAUCGAUGACCUGGUGACGGACCUUUCCGAUGGCGUUAUCCUCAUCCAUCUUCUCGAAGUCCUCGGCGGAGAGUCGCUCGGUCGUUACGCCUCGAAACCCAAGCUCCGCGUGCAAAAAUUCGAAAAUGUCAACAAAAGUCUUGAUUUCAUCAAGGGGAGGCGGAUCCAGAUGACGAAUAUCGGUGCGGAGGAUAUCGUCGAUGGCAACCGGAAGAUUAUCCUGGGCCUGAUCUGGACGCUCAUUCUGCGGUUCACCAUCAGCGAUAUCAAUGCGGAGGGUAUGACGGCCAAAGAGGGUCUCCUGCUAUGGUGUCAAAGGAAGACGGCGUGCUACGAAGGGGUGGAGGUGCGCGACUUCUCGACGAGUUGGAAUGAUGGCCUUGCAUUCUGCGCUCUGCUGGAUAUCCAUCGGCCGGAUCUGAUCGACUUCGACGCCCUUGACAAGAAGGAUCACCGCGGGAACAUGAAACUGGCCUUCGAUAUCGCCUCUAAUGAAAUCGGGAUCCCUGAUUUGCUUGAUGUUGAUGAUGUCUGCGACGUGGCGAAGCCGGACGAGCGGUCGCUGAUGACAUAUAUUGCCUACUGGUUCCAUGCCUUCUCUCAGCUCGAGCGGGUGGAGAAUGCCGGUCGCCGAGUCGAAAAGUUCAUCAAUAACAUGCAUGGUGCGUGGGAGAUGCAGAACUCAUACGAGAGAAGGAUGAAGGAGCUGCUCCGCCUGAUCAGGGCCCAGCGCGAGUCGUGGAAGAACGCAUCGUUCGAAGGCACCUACAAGGACGCCAAGGAACAGGCUCACCAAUUCUCACUGUACAAGAGGAACGAGAAACGGCGCUGGGUCGCUGAGAAAUCGGAUCUCGCUGCUCUACUGGGCAACAUCAAAACAAAGCUCAGUACCUACCGUCUUCGUCCCUACGAUCCGCCUGAAGAGCUGCGCCUCGAGGUUUGUGACCAUGAGUGGGAGCUGCUAACUCGCGACGAGCAUGAGCGAAGUCAGCUGAUCAACGAAACAAUUCGAGAUAUCAAGAAUGCUCUUCGCCGGUCCUUCGCCGAUAAGGCUAAUGACUUUGCGCUGACGCUGAAGACAUUGUCUCUUGCUAUCUCCGGCCUCGACGGCGACGUGGAGGAUCAAUUAGACCAUGUCAAGAAACUCAACGACACACUCCCUCCUCUUGAUGCUUUCCUAGAGACCAUUGCCGCUCUGGACGAGCAAUGUGUCGAGGCGAAUAUUGAGGAAAACGACUUCACAACAUAUACCUUAGAUGAGCUUUCUUACGAGCUGAGCUUAGUCAAAUCAAGUAUCUCCAAGAAGCUUGCAUUCUUGGAGAAUCAGCUAGUUGCCCGCAAUAUGACCAACCUGACUCCAAUCCAGUUGGAAGAGUUCGAGUCUGUCUUUAGGCAUUUCGACCGUGAUUCGUCAAAUACCCUCCACGAGCUCGAGUUCUCCGCCGCGCUUGCUAGUCUUGGGCUUGUAUAUGACGAGGAGGAAAUGCACCAAGUUUAUAUCGAAACCUGCGGGCCGGCGAGACUCGCACAAAAUGCCGGGGUCAGCUUUGAGCAGUUCAUCCGCUUUAUGGUCAGCGUGACCGAAGAUCAGCAUACUGCAGAGCAGGUUUUCCAGAGCUUCCGAGAAGUUGCAGAUGGCAAGCCUUAUGUUACGGAGCUUGAUCUUCGGCAUUCCCUGAUCCCGGAUGAGGUUAUUGAACAUCUCGUCCAAACCAUGCCCCUCCACCAGGGGCCAGAUCUUCUCGAGGACAGGGAUCUUCCAAAGUACGACUACAUCAGCUUCAUGGAGAAGAUGAUGGAGUACAACAAUGACAACAAGAGCGAUCCCUCUAUCAAUGGUGGGCACUAG